AUGUUUAGACCGUUUGCAUUACGCUCGUGUAACUACAAUGUAUCCUCUAAAUUAUCACAAUUGUCGAUCAAAAGAUAUUCUUCAUUCCUCAUAAGACCGUCAAGUAAACAAUCUCGAUAUAUUAACCAUAAGAUAUCUUUCUAUAUAUUAGGUACUGUUGCAGUAUCGACAUCAUUAUAUACUUGGAAGUCUAAUAUAUUGAUUUCUAAUGAUCAAAUUGGAAGUACUGCGGCAGAUCAUUUGAAGGGGGACCCAAGAGCAGACACAUAUGAAAUGGGUCUAUAUUUGGCAUCACAAGAAGAACAGAGACGGAAUCGAAUCAAUUCAAGAAAGGAAAGGCUAAAGAAAACUAAAUCUAAAUUAUAUAGAUUGAUUUUACGAUUAUAUUUUGCAUUUGAUGAUCAUAUAUGGGUUCCAUUAUCAAUAACUUAUCGUUUCCUUGAAAUUACAAUUUUUAUCCUACCUAUCAUAGUAUCGUUUCCAAUAGCAUAUUUCCUGUCGUCAUCAAUUAAUACUCAAACAUGGUGGUUUACUAUGAUCAGAAUGGUGUUACAAUCAUUAGGUCCGAGUUUUAUUAAAUUAGGACAAUGGGCAGCUUCUAGGACUGACCUUUUCCCAAGUGAAUUUUGCCGUAUUCUUGGUAAUUUGCAUAGUAAAGGGAAGCCACAUUCGUUUAAAUAUACUGAAAAGGAAUUGUGUGGUUUAUUCCAAAUAAAUUCCUUGGAUGAAGUUUUUGAAACAAUCGAUAAGACCCCCGUAGGCGUAGGUGCAAUAGCGCAAGUAUAUAUUGUUAAAUUUAAUGAAUCAUUCACAAAAUAUACUGAUGGGAAACAAUGGUUUGCUUUGAAAAUAUUACAUCCACAUGUACUAGAUAAAAUAUCAAAAGAUUUGAAAAUUAUGAAAUUCGGUGCAAUGUUAAUUAAUUUCAUACCAACAAUGGAAUGGCUUUCAUUACCCGAUGAAGUGAGCCAAUUUUCAAUAUUAAUGAAUUUACAACUUGAUUUAAGAAUUGAAUCAUUGAAUUUAAGAAAAUUUAGAAACAAUUUUGAAAAUAAUCCAAGGAUAGAAUUCCCAGAACCGUUAUUAAAAUUUUCAAACACGAAUAUUUUAUUCGAAGAACAUGUAGAGGGAUUACCGAUGGAAUCAUUUUUAGAAGUCAAAGAUUUGAUAACAAAUGUUUCACUUUGUAAAAAAGUUAGUGAUCCAUUUGUUGAUGCUUUUUUAAAGAUGUUAAUCUUAGAUGAUUUCAUUCAUGCAGAUCUACACCCCGGGAAUGUUUUAAUUAAAUUUAUUAAAAUGGAUAAUUUUCAAAAAAGGGUAAUAUCUGAAAAUGAUGAAAGUACAGAGAUUGUGAUUAAAUUGAAACAAUUGUAUAAGGAAGAUAAAGAACAAUAUGUGAACUUUUUAAAAUCGGUGCUAAUUUCUUAUACCCCUCAGAUUUAUUUUAUAGAUGCAGGUUUAGUGACAGAAUUGAAUGAUUUAGAUAGAGUCAAUUUUAUUGAUCUUUUCAAAUCUUUAGUGAAAUUUGACGGGUAUCGAGCUGGUGAAUUAAUGAUUGAAAGAUCGAGAACACCUGAAACUGCAAUAAAUAGUGAAGAAUUUGCUCAAAAAGUUAAAAAAUUAGUCUCUACCAUAAGAAAUCAAACUUUCACAUUAGGAACAGUUUCGGUGGGAAACUUACUUGAUCAGAUGCUUUCAAUGGUUAGGGUGCAUCAUGUAAGAAUGGAGGCAGAUUUUGUGUCUGUAGUUGUUGCUAUCUUAUUAUUGGAAGGUAUUGGAAGACAAUUAGAUCCAAAUUUGGAUUUAUUUGAUAGUUCAAUACCAAUUUUGAGAGAAUAUGCAAUGACACGUGAACGUCGUAGUUUAUUAAGUGGUGCUAAUACUUUCACUAUGGUAGCAUUAUGGUUAGGCUUAGAAUUGAGACAAUGGAUGAAUCUUUCUGUUAAACAAAUUGAAUAUCUCGUUAAGACAGAUCAAUUGUGUCCUAAUUAUUAA
Messenger RNA from Maudiozyma saulgeensis, 1995 nucleotides. The record is from the annotation of a GenBank genome assembly. Lineage: Eukaryota; Fungi; Ascomycota; Saccharomycetes; Saccharomycetales; Saccharomycetaceae.